AUGGCGUAUGCAGAUGCCGACACACCUCUGCUACAUACGCGAAAUGGUACCUACACUGGUAUCUACUCACCCAACUACGACCAAGACUUUUUUCUGGGCGUGCCCUACGCUCAGCCGCCCGUUGAAAACCUUCGGUGGAGACUGCCACAGAGCAUCAACACCUCAUUUACUGGCACGAGAGAGGCAGCCAAGUAUCCGCCAAAUUGUAUCGGUCUUGGUGGUGACAGCUGGGGGUACCCACUCUCAGAAGACUGCUUGUACCUGAACAUUAUUCGGCCCCAUGUAUCUCAGGCCGAUCAAGCAGGGACUCAAGACGAGCCUCUGCCCAUUGCUGUGUGGAUCCACGGAGGUGGCUUUUACAUGGGCGGUAGCGGCGACCUUCGCUUCAACAUGUCCAUGAUUGUUGACAACGCUCAAAAAGCCGGUACACCUUUUAUUGCCAUUAGUCUGAACUACCGUCUGAACGGCUUUGGGUUCUUGUACUCCAAUGAGAUCCGUGGCGAAGGCGCCACGAAUCUAGGUCUUCGAGACCAGCGUUUGGCAUUGCACUGGAUCCAGGAAAAUGCUCGUCAAUUUGGUGGCGACCCGCGCAAAGUCACCAUUUGGGGCCAAAGUUGCGGUGGUAAUAGCGUCGGCUUCCACAUGCUGGCGUACGGCGGUCGCGACGAUGGCCUCUUCUCUGCUGGCAUCAUGCAAAGCGGAAACCCCGAGCCUUGGCGAGCUCUCAAUGGCACUGAAUUUUAUCAACCUCUGUACCACAAUGUUACAGAACACGUGCAUCCAUCGCCGGAGUACGCCGCAGCCAACGACAUGACAUCCGAGGAGACUUGCGCCAACGCUGCAGAUAGUCUUGCAUGCUUGCGUACUGGGAAGCUUGAAGAGCUCAAUGCUGUCUUCAACGGAUCUCGCGAUAUAAGUCAAAAGUGGUUUCCGAUUGUGGACGGUGACUUUCUGCGCGAGUAUCCAUCGCGACAGCUGAGCUCAGGUAGCUUUGUCAGGAUACCAAUUAUUACAGGCGCCACCACAAACGAGGGCCACUGGUUUGUCCCACCACUUGAGGACAAGCCUGAAGACUUUCUGACCUACCUCAAACACCCGCAAGUCUUCACCGGCCGCCCUUACCAACUCGGACUGCCCGCCAAGCUUGCAGAUCGGCUUUUCGAGACCUACUGGCCAAGCAUUUGUCCUGACGCGCCAGAUGGCAACUGCACGAACUAUGAAAGCCCUCGAAUUGAUGGCAUGAGUCCUACCUAUCUUCGCGCAUCUACCUUUGCUGGUGAUGCAGUCUUCAUCGCCCCUCGCAGGUCUAUGUGUGAAGCAGCUGCGCGAUUUGGUAUGCCGGCGUAUUGCUACCGCUUUGAUGCCAUCCCCCAUGGACAGCAGGCCCCAACUCAUUUUCAUGAGGUAUCAUUUGUCUUUGACAACACCAAGGGCUUAGGAUACCACCUACCAAUUCACCCGCUGCCAUUCACCGGAAAACCAGACAGUUACCUCCAGCUCGCAAAACUUAUAAGUCGCUCUUGGGUCAGCUUUAUCGUGGACCACGACCCUAACUCAUGGCGUCGACAGGGCCAGUGGGAUGGACUAGAGCCAGAAUGGCCUGUCUAUGGCAAGGAAAACCCCCACAACUUCGUUUUCAAGCCCGGCCAGAGUCACUUAGAGCCUGACACGUUCCGGAAGGAGCAGAUAAGGCUCAUCAACGACAACGCCCAUAUUUUCCAGCGUUAA
Messenger RNA from Akanthomyces muscarius, 1728 nucleotides. RefSeq lists its product as uncharacterized. Bases 1 to 1728 code for a protein of 575 amino acids. The transcript is spliced from 4 exons. Lineage: Eukaryota; Fungi; Ascomycota; Sordariomycetes; Hypocreales; Cordycipitaceae. The record is from RefSeq and is a predicted model, not a curated record.